CCCGGGCAGGUCGCCGGCGGCGGCAGCAAUGGCGGCCCCCUUGUCCGAGCGGCUGUUCUCGCUGGAGCUGCUUGUGGACUGGGUACGCCUUGAAGCCGGGCUGCUGCCGCCGCCCGUGGUCGCGGUGGAAGAGCAGGAGCAGGCGGAGGAGGAGGAGGAGGAGGAGGCAUCGCCGCCGCGGCCCUCGCGUGGCCUGUGCCCCGCCGUGGCCUUCCGCCUGCUGGACUUCCCCACGCUGCUGGUUUACCCUCCCGGCGGCCCCGCAGCCCCCGCCCCGGAACCUCGGCCCGGCCUGGUCAGCUUCGGUCGCGGCAAGUCCUGUCUGUUCCGCCUGCACGGCGCCACCUUGCACCGCCUGCUGCUUCGGACGCCGCUUUACGCCUUGCUGCUGCAGCUGCCCCCUGGGCGCCCGACUGCCGCCCCGCAGCUCCUAGGAGCCUGCAGCAUCUCGCUGGCAGCCGCGGUGCACAAGGUCCUGGGGCCCGCCGCCUCCGGCUGCUCCCAGGGUCAUCGAGGGAGUUUCCCUCUGCAUGACCGGGAGGGGAAGCGGACUGGGGACAUUGCCUUGGGCUACCGCCUGACCGAUCUGGGAAGCAGCCUGCUGGGCCAUCUGGAGCGGCCAGUCACUUCCACAGGAGGUGGAGUGGCGGGUGCAGAGGUGCAGAAAGCAGUAGAGGUCAGUUCCCAAACCUUGCCGGGGAGACAGCAGCUACAGCUGCCAAACUCAGAGCCAAGCCCAAGAGAUGCUGAUAAGCCUCUGGUGGAUGUAAAAAUCUCAGGGGCACAGAAGGAUUUGAAGGAAAAAGUUUUCCACAGCAAGACCAACUCUGAUAACACAGGUUCUGUGGAGAAUGGCAAAACUAGCUGUGUUAUUUGUUCAAGCGGUAGCAGCAAGAAAAGUGUUAGCCCCCCAAAUCAGGAAGUCACAGAGUUGGAUGUUGAAACCAACAUAAUUUGCCCUCCUCCUCUGUAUUACACGCAUCUGACCCACAAAAAGGCACCUCCUAAACAGGGUAAAAUCACCAUUGAGCCCCAACUGAAUGCAGCUGAGGAACUGGAUGAUACUUUUCUGGCAGGAAAACUUGUAAAUCCCCCAGCACAUACUAACCCUCUAGAACAUACAAAUUCUGCAGCACAUGAGAGGCCUCCAGUGCUUAUAAAUCCUUCACACGUUCAGGAUAUAGGAGCAAGUAAUCAUACUACAGAUCAUUCUCAAACUGAACAAAAUAGAAUUAAUACUAUAAGGCAGCUGCCUUUAUUAAAUGCUUUGUUGGUUGAAUUGUCCCUGUUAUACAACCAACCCGUGGCAAGCCCUACUCAUACACAUCCUCACUUAGCCUGGUUAUAUAGAACUGAAGAUAAGAAGUCACCAGAAUCUUCUGCUAAAUCCACAUGUAAAUCUGAAUCUAAGGAUAAGCUUUCUGUGGGGGGAAAUGAAAAGUCAGGGAGUCUUCUGUAUAAAAAGAACGAAAGUGAAAAUCUUAAGAAAGCUAAGUGUUUUGAAAAGAAAGGUGGUACCCCCCAAAAAAGAGUUCCAAGGGGGAAGCUACUUUAUGGCUUAACAAAUACACUAAGAUUGCGUUUAAAGCAAACAAAUCCUGAUAUGUUGGUAGUACAUGAAAAGAGAGAACAGUAUAGAAAAAUGCAAGCACAGAUAUUAGGUGCAAAACUCAGAAUUUCAUCAUCCAAAGUUAAGGUAGUAAAUUUUGCAGAGCAACAUCAGAAGCCACAUCAACUGCCUAAAGAUAAGUAUUUAGAAUCAGAUGCAUCUUUUGCUGAAAAUAGUGGUACCUCAAAGCAAGUUAGUGUUGCUUUUGAUGACCCCAGCAUGACUAAAGAAACUCAGCUGAAACGUGCAACUGAAAAGACAGUUGAUUGUGGUGAAAAUGGAACCAGUAAUGAUUUAUUGGAAGAAAUUGUGAGUCCUGCAGACUCCAUUGUCUCAGAAAGGUUUAUCCAUACAAAUACGGUGGAAGGAAAAGUGGAAAUGAAAGCCCCAAGUCUGUUUGUUUUCCAGCAGGAUGCAGCUGUUGACCAAAGCAUAGUAGGUAAAGAAAUAGAUGACAGGCAGGGCAAAGUUACUGAUAAUGACAUUCCUACUGCUGAUAGGAGUGAAAAUAGUCCAAGUAAAAGCAGUUGCUCCAAAAGCAUCUCAGAACUAAAGUCUUCAGGUGACUUCACCAGCCCUUGCUAUUCUGAAGACACCAGCAGAAUUUUACAAGCUCAUGACAGCAGACACAGUCAACACACGAGUCAGUCUAGUGAAACAAGACCGUCCAUGAGGAAAAAUGGCAGUGAGAAGAGUUCUAUUCUUAGCCCACCUUUUUCAGCUGGAUCACCAGUGCUCUCACAUAAAAGAUUCCAUAUUUCAAAGACUCAAGGUAGAAGUUUGGAGGAAGCAUCUUAUGUCUCUACCAGUGACUUCUCCUUAUCCCAUUGGACUGAGGAAAAAGAAAACCAGAUAGACCAAAAUAGUAUGCAUAAUUCUAAAGUUAUAAAGAGGGAUCAAGACAUUUCUACUAAACUUAAGUCAAGAACUGAUCGCAAGUCCUCAGAAAAAAGCCAGUCACCUCGAACAUCUCAAGUGAGUUCUUAUCUGCCUUCUAAUUUGUCGGAACUAGAACUUAACGUCCUAGAUAGCAGCCCUUCAGAUCACUUUGAAGAAGACAAUGAUGACAUUUAUUCACUAAACAUUUCCAAGCAAUGCAAAGAUAUUUGCGAAUUGGUAAUAAAUAAACUUCCAGGAUAUACAGUGUAAAAAUAUGUGCUUUUAAAUAACGUUUAAUGUUUUAUAACCUGUGUAUGCUGUUAGUGAAACAGUUUUUAAUAGCUCUACAUUAUUUUCAUUACAUAAGUUUAUGUGAAUAAUUCUUUUUCAGAAUAUGUGUUUGUCAUUCCUUCGGUGUUUAAAUAGUAUUCUACCGUUAAAUCUGACAAGAUUGAUCAUGAAACCACUUUAUAACCUAGGUAAGAUUUAAGUUGUUUAAUAUUAUGAGAAUAAAAAUAUCUUCUUAAACUGUCUCUAUUAAGUAUCCCAAAGUAUCAAUCACCCUAGAGCUGACUUCAUACACACCAUUGAAAAAAGGCUAGUUAAGAAGGAUCGCCUCAAGUUUUAAUGGAGAUAAAUUGUUUAACAAAUAUAGAAGACUGACUUCUGUAAGACUUACCUUACAGAAAGGUGCAGAAGAAUGUAGGACAUAGCCCUCGCAGUUGUAAGAGCUUACUGUUUUAUAUAAAUAUUCUUUAGGGGAAUCUUUCUGGACACAUGCACAUUCCAUAUCUCCAAUAGGUGAAAUCUUUUUUAUAUGCUGUCAUAGUUCUCUGUAUGUUUUUCUAAAUCACAAUUUUGGUGUGUGUGUGAUUGUUUGACUAAUGUUUAGCUUAUGAUAGGCUUGAGUUCUGUGAUGGAAGGAACCGUCUCUGUUUCGUGCACGGAUAUGGUCUUAUAUAGCACAGAUUCUGGCAUGUGGCUGGGGUGCAGUAAAAACAUUUGUUGAACAAAGAAAUGAUGGCCAUGCACUUAAAAUAUCUAAUGGGAGGGAUUAGAAUUAAGCAGUAAAAACAACCAGAAGUCCUAAAAAUGUCCUUUUGGAGACAUGGUUAUUUGAUGGUAGUAUUUUUGUUUCGCUGAAUAUCGGCAUCCUUGAGGUCUUCUCUGAAGUAUUCAGAGAAGGGACCUAAAAAAAAUUGUCUUCUUGUAUAGUUUCUCGUAUGUAAAUUCAAUUUAUUGUCAUUUCAGCUUGUUCAAUAGUUAUUUUUAGGGUAUGAAAGUUUGUAUUUAUGAAGUCUGGUGGUAAUUUCUUCCAGUGAUUUUAUACUUAGACCUCACUCCGUGUUCAAAUAUUUACAAAUGUUUUCUUCUAUGUAUGUUACAUUUUUAAUUUUUACACUUUUUUUAAUAUAACUAGUAGUUUUCGAUGUAUGAGAUAAGACCCUAAUUUUCCUUCCUUUAGAAGUAAGUAAAUAGUUAUGUAAGUGUUAUCUUUUGAAUGACCAUAAUAAUAGAAUUUAGAUAGAUGGUAAGAGGUGAGGAUAGUAUAUUUUAAAGGAACAAAAUGAAUAAAUCGAUGCUGAGACUAAGCAUGAUGUAUUCGUGGGACUGUGAAACUCUUGUCUUGAUUAGAAUGGUAGAAUCAUACUACAGAGUGGUAGAAAGAAGAUUUGUUGAGUAAGAAAAGUCCCAGAUUACAGGGAGCUUCAAAUGCCAAGCAUAAUAGUAAAGUCCUAAGCAGUAGAAACAAUAGUAUUUUAAUUUAUAAAUGAGCACCAGUAAGUAGUCAGUGAGGUCUGAAUAUUUUAAGUUAUUGAAAUAGUUAUGUAGAGGUACAGAAAGUUCUGAAAUAUGAACUGUUUUUAACAGCUAAUGACUAUGAUCUUAAUUUUGUGGUAAAUGUAAUGUAGAUAGUAUAUCAAGUCGCAAAAUCAAAAUAAUUUAGUGGUAGGUGCUGAAGCUAGAUAUUCAAAUGACGUCAAUGUGGUCUAUAAAUUGUUACCAGUUUUCCAUGAUUAUGGAGGAGACAAAAUAUAAGCAAUAUCAGAAUCAUCAGAGAAAUAAUUCUUUUAAAACUUUUAUUUAAAGUCGUCUGAUGAGAACAGGUGAGGGAAGUGAUGAAUUCAGUGUCUUUAAGGUACAACAAAGACUAAAGAACUAAUGAACUUUAAAUCACAAGAUUGAGUGAGUGAAUAAACUUCUCUUUGAGUCA
Messenger RNA from Camelus dromedarius (Arabian camel), 4703 nucleotides. It is a transcript of the gene MAP10, whose product is annotated as microtubule associated protein 10. The record is from RefSeq and is a predicted model, not a curated record. NCBI's taxonomy places the organism in Eukaryota, Metazoa, Chordata, Mammalia, Artiodactyla, Camelidae. The coding region runs from base 29 to 2758 and encodes 909 amino acids. Gene Ontology annotation, cellular component: cytoplasmic microtubule; mitotic spindle pole; mitotic spindle midzone. Gene Ontology annotation, biological process: cytoplasmic microtubule organization; positive regulation of cytokinesis; mitotic spindle midzone assembly. Gene Ontology annotation, molecular function: microtubule binding. The transcript has a single exon.